AAUUAAUACAAUUUUACACAAUCUUUUAAGAUAAACUUAAGUGUGUAAGAAAAAAACGAAGUCGACCGAUUGUGGAGCAUUCAUUACUUGCUACUGCGAGUUUUGCUGCACAGAGGUUCUGAGCAGGUGGGCGUGCUUUGAUUUUCUUGUGCCCCGGAUGAAGAUACUGGAGUAGGCGGGUCUGAAAGUACUCCAAGAUCAUGCUGUCCAGAAGGUCUGGGAUAAAGUUUGCAUCACUAUGAAAUGAUUCAUUUCGGACUUCAUGUAAGUAGGGCAAUGUUCGCCAGGGUCGCAUUUGCUGCCUGUAGCCGAAGUGCACAAUGCUGUACAUACGUGCGCUCCUGCUCUCGUACUGUCUUCACUCUGGGUCCCAGCCGAGGAGCUGUCCUCCGGUCUCUCUCGAGUGACGUCUUUGAAAACCUGGCACUGGAAGACUGGCUCCAUAAUAAUUUGGAUUUGAGCGAAGAAGGCCACGCCCUCUUGCUCUGGCAGAACGCGCCGGUCGUGGUUAUGGGGAGACACCAGAACCCCUGGAAAGAGUGCAACGUGGGUCUGCUCAGGGAAAAGGGGAUCCGGCUAGCCCGGCGUCGUAGCGGCGGAGGUACGGUGUACCACGACCUGGGCAACCUUAAUAUAACUUUCUUUACGUCAAGAAAAAGGUACGACAGGGCAAGAAACUUACAACUAGUGUGCAGCGCCCUGAAAGCCGUUAGCCCUCGGCUAGAUGUGUGCGCCACCGAUCGCUUUGACUUGCUGCUAAAUGGUGACUUUAAGGUGUCCGGGACCGCAGCCAAGCUGGGAAGAACUUCAGCCUACCACCACUGCACAUUACUGAGCAACACCGACAGACGAGCCCUGUCUGCGGUCUUGAAGAGCCCAUAUCAGGGCAUCAGCAGCAAUGCCACCCGCAGUGUGCCAUCCCCCGUUAUGAACCUCACCGACCAAGACCCUGCGUUGAGCUGCGAACUGCUUAUAACGGCAAUCGCACAGCAGUACGCCCACCAGUACUGCCUAGAGCCUAGUAUUGCACUGCUCGACCCUACUGACGAGAACACUCUGCCCGGCAUCAGGAGCACGACACAGGAAAUGCUUAGCUGGGAAUGGGUGUUUGGGAAGACGCCCAAAUUCGACGUCAGCGUGUCUCUCAAAGUUGCCGAUGCGAUUGUGACUCUGUGCAUGAACGUAAAAAAUGGCAUCAUCGACACGUGUUCUUUAGAACUACCUGCGACCUGGCCUUACUGGGAGGCUGGUGCGGAACUACAGUCACUACUGACAGGGAGCCGUUUCUGUGCUGGCGAUGCGAAGCUACUGAGCAGCUCUUUGUUGAGAAGCUGUCCACAGACUGAUGGUGUGCAAGAUCGGUGGCGCGACCUGUGCGAGCAGGUGGCCAGUCUCAUGUGACACAGAGCGGCGCCCGUCACCGUCUUCUGGCGAAAAGUUUUUUGUUGUGGUUUAAAUUGAUCAAGUGUUCGUGGAGCUUGUGAUUUUGCAUUUUAUCCAAAUUUGUCAGAUAAUUGGGGAUAAAAAGAGGAAGACUAUUUUACAAUCCCGAAUAUCACCAUACAGCGCACUUAAUAAAUUGUAAUUUGAUGAGUAACUUUGUCAUACUACAAAUAGCUUUCUAAGUGGGUGUGUAUACAUAUUUAAUGCAGGGUGGUUUUCAUCUUCCCAUUUCAAAAUGUAAGCCAUGCAAUUGCAUUAUUAUGACAUUUUUAAGUAGGGAACACUGUAAAAUGUUUGAGGUUAUUUUUUAAUCCUUGCACUUUCAAGAAGAUAUCAAAAUCCUCCUGUUUUAGCAUGGGGACAUUGGAGAAUCUGGCCAGGAGCAGCCUUACAUUUAAGUUCACAACUAAGCCUAAAUGCUACUUGCCGCACAUUAACUCAGAAAGCGCCUUUAUCUUGAGAAUGUUACACAGUGUAACACCAUGCAAAUAGUUCAAUUAUUAUUAUCAUGAAGCACAAGUAGGGAGGACAAGAAACCUUCUUGUCUGCAAAUACCCUUUAACUGAUAGUCACGACUGCCUGAAGUUAAUUCAGAUUUGAUUUGCAGUUACCUUUAAUUGUGGUAGCGUGCAAAUUAGAACUUUUAAUAUCAAAACCCAAAUUGUUUUUGUAUUUACAUCUUCAUAAACAUGGGCAUAAGUAUAAUACUUGGAGACAAUGUAGAGAUUCUUACAAAAGCAUAAGUCUAAAAUUUACUUCUUCAAAUCUACUACUUUACAAACUGUAAUGCUGAGCAAAUGGCAACACUCAUCUUGAACCUUAUCUCCAUCCACUACAGAAUUAUGAUUACAUGCAACUAAAGGCAAUACUGAGCUUGCUGCUCCUCUGGAAUUACAUUUUUUCUUUAAUCUGUAGAAUAUGCUAGUUUUCUUUACCAUGCAGGCAGAAAUGAUUCUCACAUGUGUGGAGCUGGUGGCUUUUCAAAUAUAUUAGGGUUUUUGGCUUCCUCUGCCACUUAGACAACAUCCUGUUGCAGUGAUAACAUACUAUGGGAAUGAUGGGAAAUUCAAGGUUCUUAGUGGAAUACUUCUUGUGAAUGCUCUUUAAAGAGGUAGCUAGCUCCCAAUCGGAAAAGUUUGAGAAAACAAUGUUGAAUUAGCCAGGUCUUGUCAAAGUGGUCAAUUCUUACCCCACACAAUACUAUAAAAAUAAAUAACCAUGUGAAACAGAAGCGCUAUUUUUGUGGCCAUAUACCCUAUUGUAUUUGGAGUAAUGCGACAUGCUUAGUCCAUCUGGCUAGCUUUUUGUUAUUUUAUGAACAGUUACAGGGUAUCAUGAAUAUUUGAUUGCUGUGUGUGCAGAUUGUAUUGUCAACUAAAUACAAACUAAAAAUGCACAAGAACAUUACAAACUAGGAAGGCAAGGUGUCAGAAGUGGCAACUCCAAAGUACCUGAACACUGCAUAUUAAGUACAGAAUAUAUGACUAGCAGACUGAAGUCCAGUGACUAAUCAAAGAAAAUGAAAGACAUUUAAAGCCCUGCUGACAAACUAUGGGACACUGUUAAAAGCCUAAAGCUGUUGGGCUGAAGGAACAUAUUUUACAAAAUGGUUUUGUAAAUACUAUGCAAGAUGAAUAAAUAUGAUACAUCCAACAAGAACAGAAAGCUUAAAAUACAGUAAAAUUAUUGUUUACUAUGGGCAAACUUUGAAGUGGGUUAUAUAUUUAAACUUAAGGUAGCAUAGUUCGCAGUGGUUAGUAUUGCAGCCUCAGUGCUCCAGACUAUUAGGUACAAAUGCCCAGUAGAGUGUGUGCACAUUUUGCCUACAAUAAUAUCCAGUGGGUUCCUCUUUUCAUUUUUAUAUCAUACAGAAUCAUCAUCUUAAACUUAUCAAAAUUAAAAAUUUCACGUAUUUCCUUGUUUCCAUGGAACAGGCCAGUGUUCCCUAAAUACUGAAAAUUUGAUUCACAAGGACACAGGAUAAUGGUGUUCUAAUGAAAUUUACAUGUAGCACAUUUAUGCCAGUUACUUAAAGACUAUACAUUUCAUUAUGUAUUGAUUGUAGAAAUAUUUAUUUUGUAUUGUUUGAAUUUAUCUGAGAAGUAAUCUCUGUAUAGAAGAGUACACUAAAGAUCUGUAUUAAGACUUUUGCUCACAUGCAUUGAUUUACAUUUAAAAAAAAGAUCACCUAAUCUUGGUUCAUGCUUUCAUGCCACUAAUCUUUUGCCUACUGCCAAUCCAGCUGAUGUCUACUAUACCAGGAAGAUGUGGCCUUUCUUACUAACCAUUAUGAUUUUAUCAAGCUGUGCACUUCACUGAAUCAGAACAUCAUAGUUUCUGAAGAACAUACAGAACUUCAGUGAUAAGAGGUGUUAAAACUUUCUUGGCCAGGGUAUUUCUUUAGGUAGGUGGUGGAAAACAUUAGGCCCAAAGAGUCACAAUGGUUUCAAGUAUAUGUUAGACAGAUAUUGCCUGUAUUAACUGUUGAUGUUUAUCUACAUACAUUCUUUAAAACAUGGCACUGUGAUGAUUGAACAGUUUAUAAUUUGGAUACUUCAGUUCUACCAGAUAAUGUUCACUGACAAGUGUUGCAUGUAUAGCAACAAAAAACAUCCAUCCAUGUAUCUAGUUCUGCUUACGGUACACUUACUGAAUACGAAUUAUGAUUACAAUGAUCAAAAGGAAGAAAGGUGUCUGGGAUAUGACCUGGUCUUUGGCAUAGUGACCCUAAACACACACACACACACACACACAACAGAUGCCAAAACAACAUUCCAGCAGGUUUUUAGAUUGUGGAAGGAAAACUACAUGGCCAGAAAAACACUGAAUCAAUACACCAACAAUGAGAUACAAUCAGGAGACCCAUUGUUGUAAGACUGUAAGCUUCUCCAGGGCAACACAAGAACACCUUAGCACAAAAUGCUGAUUACACACAUUUUUAAGGUAGGUAACAUUCCUGAGAUGAGGUGCCCUACAUAUAUGCAAUAUUUAUAUGUAUUUCUGCACUACAUAUAAAGCCUUGCAACUUUGAUACAAGGAUACAUAGGUUCAGAAUAACUUAUCUAAAAAUAAAUCUGGGGUAAAAUAAGAUUGCAUUGUGAAACCAAAUUUAAAAGAAUGAGCUAAUUGCUCCAUACACUAUGACAGAUAUCCUUUCCAACUCAAAGUAAAAUGAAUUCAUUACAUUAACUAGAAGUAAAUAAACAGCAGUGUGUCUCUGUUCAAUAAGUGUCUCUAAAGAAGUCAGUAGCCCAGGGAUACUUGAUGAAUAGUGCUGGAAACUGCUGGAGCAACCUAAUUUGGUACUUGUACAGACACAGGAGUAGUUCAAUUUAGUAGGGUUUUAAGUUUGGGGAUCAGAGAAUCGCUUCAGAGAUUUUGUACACCAAAUAUCCAUGGCCCCAGUGGUUAUAGAGCAUCUAAGGCUGUAAUAUACAUCAUAUAGAUGGCCAUGUAUACAGUAUAUGAUACUGCAUUUUAAGAGGAACAGGUACACACAGCUGUUAGCUGGGACACCACGAAAAGAAAGGUUCCAUUGUAUGUACCUGCCUCCUAAGUUUCCUAGAUAAACUUUGAAAAUAAUGCUAAUACACCCAAGUCUUUGUAUAAUAAAUCCUUACCCAUACUUACUAUUGAACCAUUCAACUGCACCACACCAAAUUUACUAUUUGUAGAGAAUAUGAAUCCUGAAUAAAAUAAUGUCCGAUAUCCCCCACCCAAUUCCCAAUAAAAUUUGUAUGAUUUGAAAUUUCA
This is a messenger RNA of Polypterus senegalus (gray bichir), 5196 nucleotides long. RefSeq names its product lipoyltransferase 1 (gene lipt1). The transcript has a single exon. The coding region runs from base 244 to 1401 and encodes 385 amino acids. The record is from RefSeq and is a predicted model, not a curated record. Gene Ontology annotation, biological process: protein lipoylation. Lineage: Eukaryota; Metazoa; Chordata; Cladistia; Polypteriformes; Polypteridae. Gene Ontology annotation, molecular function: lipoyltransferase activity. Gene Ontology annotation, cellular component: mitochondrion; cytoplasm.